Molecule: messenger RNA, 858 nt
Organism: Pestalotiopsis fici W106-1
Lineage: Eukaryota; Fungi; Ascomycota; Sordariomycetes; Amphisphaeriales; Sporocadaceae
Exons: 2
Coding region: 1-858 (285 amino acids)
Source: RefSeq, a predicted model, not a curated record
AUGGAAGGGUCACUGUCUUUUGCUGGACGCCAGAUUGCUGUUACUGUCAGUCGACUGUCAAACUCUUCUCUUCCCGAUACGAUCUAUGUUUUACUGACAUUGUCCAAGGGGGCCUGCUCCGGGAUUGGCCUGGCCUUGACUCGGACGCUCGUUGCGCUUGGUGCAGUCGUCUAUGGUGCGGAUAUUGCUUCCCAGGCGCCGCAAGAAAUCGCAAGCCUUGAAAAUGUUCACUUUACAUUUCAAUGCGAUGUGACAGAUCGGCAGGCUUGUAAAAGCUUUCUGGACUCUAUACCAGGGAGAUUGGAUGGGGUUGUCAAUUGCGCUGGUACUUCGGGCUGGGAGGGCAAAAUUGGUACCGAUGCAGUCUAUCAGAAGACGAUGGAUAUCAAUGUUACGGGAACUUGGAAUAUGGCUACUGAGGCGCUGCAACGGAUGUCUCUCCAGGAAGAUAUUGAGGGUCUAGGCGUGCUUCCGGGCUCAGUUCGCAGCAUAGGCCAAGGAUCAAUCGUCAAUGUCGGAAGCGGUGCUUCUCUGCGCGGUGUUGCAGGCCUCGCAGCGUAUACCGACUCGAAACAUGCUGUCCUAGGCCUCACCCGUUCGUGGGCUCGUGAUUUCCCCAGACUACGUGUCAAUUUAGUUGCUCCAGGUGCAACUGAUACUCCAUUGGCGGAGGCUUGUGUAGCCGGGGCACCUAAGGACGAUCCGAAUGUGAAUAUUGGGAAGGCACAGAUUGAUGCUAUACCAAAGGGAAGAAUGGCUUAUGCGACAGACGUCGCCGACGCCAUCGUUUUUCUCCUCUCAGACUGGUCCAGCUUCAUAACAGGUCAAUGUUUACCAGUCAAUGGUGGGAAUUUCUAG